AUGAACGCCGUGGACGCGUCCGAUCAUUACGAAAGUAGUGCCGCCAAUGAACCGGCCCCAUCUCUCCUCACUAUAAUCCUCGAUACAAAUCCGCGAGCAUGGGCGCUGCUAGAGGACCAGCUACCUUUCUCCAAGGCGCUGGCCAACCUCUUGGUCUUCGUCAACGCCCACCUAGCAUGCAACUACACAAAUGAGGUCGCCGUGAUUGCCUCUCACACCCACCGAGCUGCCUGGCUAUACCCGACACACAACCAGCAACCCUCGUCUCGCCAGCGCGACGCCGAUGGCGAUAUCCAGAUGAACGGAGAUGAGCAGCAUAAUGCUACUGCAUCUAGCUCCACCCAGGCGAACAUGUAUCGGCCUUUUCGAACCGUUGAGGAACAAGUGACUGAGAAUGUGAAAGAGCUUCUGGCUUCGACGAAUGCUGCCGACGUACAAUCCACAACUUCUACCAUGAUGGCCGGCGCCUUGACCCUGGCUCUCAGUCAUAUCAACAGACGCAGCAUGACCUGGGCAGAAACCCAUGGGGCUGUCAAUCUGGACGCUGCGCACGCACCGACAGGGUCUGCGGCGGCAGCAGUCUCGUCCAGUGGCAAUGCCAACAUGGGUCUACAGAGUCGGAUCAUGAUCAUUUCAGUCAGCAGCUCGACCGAUUCUGCGCAUCAAUACAUCCCCAUCAUGAACGGCAUCUUCGCAUGCCAACGACUACAUAUUCCAAUCGACGUCUGCAAACUGAGCGGUGACGCCGUCUUCUUGCAACAGGCAGCGGACGCCACGCGAGGUGUCUACAUGGCCCUGACCGAACCCCGGGGUCUUCUCCAAUACCUCAUGAUGGCCUUUCUUCCCGACCAACGCUCUCGAAAACAUCUCAUCUUGCCGACGCGUGUGGAUGUCGAUUUCCGUGCCGCCUGCUUCUGCCAUCGUCGUGUGGUCAAUGUUGGAUUUGUGUGCUCCAUUUGCCUCAGCAUCUUUUGUGAGCCGCCGGAUAAUGGUGACUGUUUGACCUGUGGCACGCACCUCGAGAUAGGCGAUUACGGAUCGCGGCCAGCGGUGAUUGCAAGGAGGAAGAAGAAGAAGAAAGCACGCUUGAAUGGGUCCUCGGCUGCUGGUACUCCUACGCCUGCCGGAACUCCUGCGCCAUAG
This is a messenger RNA of Talaromyces rugulosus, 1143 nucleotides long. RefSeq lists its product as uncharacterized. Bases 1 to 1143 code for a protein of 380 amino acids. Gene Ontology annotation, biological process: regulation of DNA-templated transcription; nucleotide-excision repair. Gene Ontology annotation, cellular component: transcription factor TFIIH holo complex; transcription factor TFIIH core complex. The record is from RefSeq and is a predicted model, not a curated record. The transcript has 2 exons. NCBI's taxonomy places the organism in Eukaryota, Fungi, Ascomycota, Eurotiomycetes, Eurotiales, Trichocomaceae.